AUGAAGCCGACCGAGCGCCGUCGCACGCCGCCGAAAGCGACGGAGCGGCGGACGCCUGUGGCGAGGUUACCGCCGAGGGCGAAAAAAGCGCCGGCGGGGGCGCCGGCGCCGGCGGCGAGAAAAUGUUCGAAGACAACGACAAUGGUCAAGUCGAAGUCGCCGAGGCCUAAGGGCCUUGCGAAGGCAGUAGAUUCGAAGGCCAUGACGACGGUCAGGUCGAAGUCGCCGAGGCCUAAGGCCGUUGCGACGACAGCGGAUUCGAGGGCACCAGCGACGGUAAAGUCGUCGAAGUCGCCGCGGCCUAAGGGCCUUGCGAAGGCAGUAGAUUCGAAGGCCAUGACGACGGUCAGGUCGAAGUCGCCGAGGCCGAAGGGUAAGGGUGCUACGUCGAAGACGGUGGCCGGAGGAGAGAAAAGCGGCGGUGACCGUGUGGCCGGUGGGGGCGAUGGUGGCGUAGCCGGGGGAGUGAGUGGGAAAAGUCCCAGCAAGAAACGUCAAAGACCCAGGUUCUCUGCCUCCACUAGCACUGCCCCGGAGCAUGACGUCAGGGCACCAGCGACACCAGGGUCUCCAUGUAGCAAGCCCUCCAGAACGAUGGACGAGGUCGUCCCCCAGGUCCAGCAGAAGGUCUACAGUACCGGCGGUGGCGAGGAGGGGGACGGCCUGCCAUCCCUCGGCACAUGGGAGAAGACCGUACUCCAGCUGGAGAUCUUGAAAAAGAUCACCGGAAAGGACGAUGAAGAGCUAGAGUGGCUCAUCACGGCAACCCAGGGAAACGCGGUCCAAAUGAGCGAGAGGCGGAGGGAGACCGCGGAGACAGAGUACCACCGCCUUCUCUUCCAAGAAUCCAUGGUUCAGGCGGGCAUGGAGAUUCUCAAGGACCGCCGGCUUUCGGUGUCUCUCAAGGCCGUCGCCAAGAUGGGAGGAGACUUCGAACGCCUGACGAAUCCUCACGGACAGCUAGCCCAAGAGGUCGGUGGUAAGAUCCUCGGUCAGGCCGGCGGCGGCGAGGCCGAGGCGAAGUUGCGCCGCGUGGUCGAGGGCAUCUCCGCGGCGCAGGAGAAGGUCCUGCGGGUAGGCCACGCCCUGAUAGAUGAGGCCGAGAGCGGAACCAAGAAGGCCAUCGGGGCGUACAAGGGCGCACUCAAGACUGUCAUCGACAUCACGGCGAGGGUAGGCUGGGCCAGAGAGCUCAUCGCACCCACCCAGGCUGUGAACGGCCUCCAAGACUUGGAGGCUGCCACGAAGGCGAUGGCUGAGGGACUCAGCAAGACUAGGAGGGACUGCCAGACUGCUCUCGAAAGCAUGGAGCUAUGGAGGGAGAGGAAGGAGGCCCUGCCCGAGUAUAUCAAGCACGUGGCCAAAGAGGAGAAGGCCUGGUUCGAGAGAGAGGCCGCUGCCAACGAGAAGGCCCUGCGGUGCAUGCGGUCUCUCAUCCCGGUGGGCGUGACCGGGCUUACGGUGUCGGAGUUGGAGCAGCGCGCCGUCGAUGGGGGUUCACUGUAUCCGAGGGAUUUGUCCCUAAGGCUAAAGGAGAACCGGCUCCUCCACUGGACGGUGAUGCAUCCGGAAGACAUCGCGAGGAGCAACUUCCUGCAGGGGGCACACGCGCACUUCUUCACCAAUCUCGACAAGUACGACCUGGUGGAGAUGAGAGCGGUGAUGGCCUGCCUUCCGGCCAAGUUCGAGGUGGACGAUGACGGUCGCAAGACUGCCUGGAGGGCCGAGUUCGUGCAGAGGGCGAAGGGUCUCGUGGCUCAGGAGAGGGGCGACACAGUGAGCGGGGGCUGGGACCCCAAGAUCUCAGCCAGGCGGCAAGUUCGCCUUCCCGAGCUGAGCGCUGGGCAGGCCAGGAGGGAGGAGUACUUUUAUCCGACGGCGGAAAAGGUGCAGGGCACGGUGGACAAGCUCCGAGAGCGGCAGCGCAAGCUGAAGGCGAAGCAGGCCGACUUGGCCAAGGUGAGGGACAAGCUUCUCCCCGAGGCGAGAGAAGAGUACGACUACGUGCUCGAAGACACUCGCCACCCGGUCAACAGGGUCACGCGCACACCGGAGGAUCUCCGGAGUGCAAGAGAAGAGGCCAAGUCGGAGGUUACCAGGCUAUCGAAGGAUGCAAAACGCCUCGAGGGUGAGGUGGCGUCGGCGGCCCGCGCGCUGAGGGAGAGCCCGUCGACGGUGGAAGGUACGCUCAAGGAGGCGGCGGCAACACGGCGGCUGUUGGCCAAGCGCUCGAGGAAGCUCUCCUGCCUGUCCGCCAAGCAGCAUGCCAAGGAGGCAGUCACCUCCGCUACCGCUUCCCCGCCCGCCACGGCGCACGAAAAUGGUGGCCGGGUUGGGGCGGAAGCCGAAGCGGGAUCCACGGCGGAAGAGGACAAGAAGGAGGUGGUGGAAGGGGAGGAAGACGACGACGAGGGAGAGGAGUUGGAAGGCGAGGACGAGCAGAAGGAAGAGGAGGAGGAGGGGUUGGAGGAGUCGGAGGUGGAGGAGGGGUCGGUGGUUUUGGGAGCCUUUGACCCCAUCCCCGAGCUAAAGUCCAGGCUGAACGACAGGACAAACUCUCUCCGGUUCGUCACCGCGGACGAGGAGGCACAGAUCCGGAAGGAAGAGCUGGCGAUGGUCUUCUCCGGUCGGUCCAGCGGAUCAACAGCGGCCAGCGGGGUGUCGGAGGAAGACGGCGGCAGCAGCAACAACGGUGGUGAUGGUGAUGAUGACACAGGUGGGGAUGCGGAGGAGGGGGAAAAAACUUCGGCCGACGACGUGGGCAGCGAUUCCGGUCUAGGCGGUGGACGGGGAAGCGCCAUGGGCCGGGUCAAGUCCUUCGGGGCAAUCUUGGAGAGCACCCUGAGCAAGACCUUGGUUCCCGGCCCCCCGCCCUCCCGGUCUACCGGCCCGAUCAGGAGGGCCAGCAUGUCGGCGUUGCCCCCCCGGCCGGGGCGGGAGACCAGCGACAAGAAGAAGGCCGCUGUCAUCGCCAAGGAGACGCCGUGGGAGCCCAAGUCUAAGUACUUCCGCUCCCUGCAGUCCGCGGCCGCCGCCGGCGACGGCAACGGCAACGACAGCAGCGGCGGCUCUCGCUCUCCUACCGGCGGCCUGCCCCCGCCCCCGCCGGCACCGAUGUUGGGAAUGCUGUCGCAGAUCCGAGCCCGCGGCAACAACAACGGCGGCUCUCGCUCGACCGGCUGCCUGCCCCCCCCGCCGCCGCCCCCGCCCCCGCCGGCACCGAUGCUGGGAAUGCUGUCGGAGAUCCGGGCGCGCGGCGGCGGCAGCGCCCGCGGCGUCGGUGGCACCCAGAGCGGCGGUAGCCAAGCGCCGGCCGGCAUGGACGGUCUUCUGGCAGAGAUUCGAGCGAGGCGCCGCUGA
Ectocarpus siliculosus is the source of this 3360-nucleotide messenger RNA. The record is from the annotation of a GenBank genome assembly. NCBI's taxonomy places the organism in Eukaryota, Phaeophyceae, Ectocarpales, Ectocarpaceae.